AGCCCCUCUCCCCCGUGGACCUUUUCUUGAAACCCUACGAACUUCCCAUCUCCCUCCGUCUAACUGUAAUGCUGCCCCGCCUCCGACCGUUCGCCCAGGCCUUCUCACGACAACGUCCCUUGACCAGGUCCUCCUUCCAGACCCAACCAUCUCAUUUCGCGCACACAAUGGCACCAGUCGUCCUCCCCUCCGACCGCCGGCCGAUCGUCAUCUCGGGUCCCUCGGGCGUCGGUAAGGGCACUCUCUACAAGCUUCUCUUCGAGCGCCACCCGGACACCUUUGCCCUCUCCGUUUCCCACACCACCCGCGGGCCCCGCCCGGGCGAGAGCGACGGCGUCGACUACCACUUCGUCACACGCGAGGCCUUUGACGAUCUCGUCGCCCGCGACGGCUUCGUCGAGCACGCCGUGUUCGGCAGCAACGCCUACGGCACCUCCAAGGCCACCAUCGAGGAACAGUCCGCCAAGGGCAAGGUCGUCGUCCUCGACAUUGAGAUGGAAGGCGUCAAGCAGAUCAAGCAAUCAAACUUUCCUGCCCGCUACGUCUUCAUCGCGCCGCCCUCCGAAGAUGAGCUCGAGAAGCGCCUCCGCGGCCGCGGCACCGAAAAGGAGGAGAGCAUCCAAAAGCGCCUCGCCCAGGCCAAGCUUGAGCUAGAGUUCUCAAAGACCCCCGGCGUCCACGACCUCAUCAUCGUCAACGACGACCUCGAGAAGGCCUACAAGAUCCUCGAAGACUUUGUCUACAAGUCUUCCUAAGCCACAAAACAUACGAGCGGGGAUACCUCCGGUAUGCGCGCGAGAGAGAAAGAGAGAGAGAGAGAGAGAGAGAGAGAGAGAGAGAGAGAGAGAGAGAGAGAGAGAGAGAAUAGGAUCUGACCGAGGUCAGAUGGGGCGGCAGGGCGAGGCGUUGGGCACUGGAUACACUUUGGAAUACAACAACUUUGCGGGUUUCCUCUACAUAGCGCGGGUGGUUAUUGUGCAUGCAUAUAUCAUAUUAGACACAGAAAAAGCAAUUUAGAGAGCCAUACAUGGCUGAACCUUUGGCCAGAAUUUGGCCAGAGGAAUAAAUCACUCAACAC
Molecule: messenger RNA, 1078 nt
Organism: Colletotrichum destructivum
Lineage: Eukaryota; Fungi; Ascomycota; Sordariomycetes; Glomerellales; Glomerellaceae
Product: Putative guanylate kinase-like domain, P-loop containing nucleoside triphosphate hydrolase
Exons: 3
Coding region: 69-755 (228 amino acids)
Biological process (GO): purine nucleotide metabolic process
Cellular component (GO): cytosol
Molecular function (GO): GMP kinase activity
Source: RefSeq, a predicted model, not a curated record